AUGCGCAAGUUUCAGGAUUCCGUCAAGGCCCUGCAGGCCGACAUCGAUCACGCCAAUGCGCUGGCGUCGGAAUUCCAGAGGGACUACGACGGCUCGGUCAUCCAGAUGCGGAUGGCGUACAGCGCCGUCGCGCAUUUCCUCGUGCAGUGGACUGACUGUAAGCUCGCCGGCGCGCUCGGCCUCCUCAAGAUUAUGCUGUACAAGGUGUACGCGGACGGCUCGUCGGCGCUUCCUGACUGGGAGAGGGAGGCCAGUAUCAGGCAGUUCUACGGCGUCAUUUUCCCGUCGCUGCUGCAGCUGCCGAGCGGCAUCACCGAGCUGGACGACAGGAAACAGAGGAUACUCUGCCUGAAGAAAUUCAGGAGCAGGGAUGAGCAGCUCUCGGAGGUGGACACGGAGAGGGAGCUCGAGUGCGGGAUCUGCCUCGAGGAUAAGCUUCGCUCUCUCAUGCCAAUGUUUAUCUUCCACUGGAUACUCUGUGCUUUGCUAGAGAUAAUCUUCCACUCUCUUAAGCCAAUAUUUAACUUCCACUGGAUAUUUUGUGCUUUGCAUCAUCAUCAAGCAUAA
Molecule: messenger RNA, 567 nt
Organism: Miscanthus lutarioriparius
Lineage: Eukaryota; Viridiplantae; Streptophyta; Magnoliopsida; Poales; Poaceae
Source: the annotation of a GenBank genome assembly